Molecule: messenger RNA, 6651 nt
Organism: Caenorhabditis sp. 36 PRJEB53466
Lineage: Eukaryota; Metazoa; Nematoda; Chromadorea; Rhabditida; Rhabditidae
Source: the annotation of a GenBank genome assembly
AUGAAUCAGAAUCUACAAUACACUUAUAAUUCGGAUCCCCGAUCGUCCGGGAAUCAAAAUCAGCAAAUCCAAGGAAUAUCCUUUCAUCAGAAUUCGUAUCAACCAACAACCUAUACAAAUUCGACUACUGGAACGUUUCAUUCAUCUUCUUCAGCUGCAUUCAUUCCAAACACUGUCACAGUGCGCUCUUUCCAAUUGAAAAUAAAUUUUAACAAAUUUUUCAGCCAACCCCACAGCGCCGGAUGGGAGAAGAGAAGAAUCUUGUUAACAUGCUAGAUGCUUAUUUCAUUGACAGUACAACUCCUUCGACAUCUUCUUCGUGGAAUAACCAAGCUCCUGUUCAGGUAACUUCGUGCUAUGAGCUGUUUAGUAUAGUGUUGUGAAUUUAUUGUCAUUUGUGUAUUGUGAUCGUGUUUUUGCGCAGAUGCCUUCAAUUCAACAGACAGUCAGCACGUACAACCAGCAAAUACCGCAAAUUAAGGUAAUUGAUGUUGUUCAAUCUGUUGUAUACUAAUAUUUAUGCCGUGUCUAAAGUCACAAUAAUCUAUGAAAUCUGUAGUGUUUUCGCUGUCCAAAGUCGGCAGAGAUUUGCUUGAAAAACGGGGUGCGCACAGCUGAACGAAUGUCACCGUAUACCAUAAAACUACGGUAUUUUUUGAAAAUUUACCCAAGAAAUUUAAAUAUUUUUAAGUAUUCACACUAAAUUUAAACUUUUCCAAAAAAUACCGUAGUUUUAUGGUAUACGGUGACCUUCGUUUCAGCUGUUCGCACCCCUUUUUUCUGUAGAAUUGCCACGAGUGUUGGACUGCAAAAACACUACAGAUUUCACAGAUUUGUUUGACUUUGGACACGACAUUAUAAAAACAAUGAUUUGGAAAAAAUUAUAAUGUAAGUUGUGGAAUACUCAUUACAGGAAAUGCAAGUGGAUUCUAUGAGUGUUAAGCUCUCUUCCUCGCCAGAUAAAUCGGAGAAGGAAAGAGCUAAAAAAGCUCGUCAAGCAGAAGCUGCAAGAAUGAGAUAUCAUCGACUUUCCAAUGAAGAAAAACGUGAGCUAAAUCUGAAACGCACGCUAGCUCAGAAACGGAAACGACAACGCGAAAAAGAAAUGGAAGAACUAGAAUCAAUUUUACGCGAAACUAACGACAUACAAGAAGAUCCUGAUAUUACGGAGCAGCUGCGUGAAAAACGAAUGCGUGCCAAAUGGGCAGAAGCUGCACGGACUCGCUACGCUCGUAUGACUCCUGAAGAACGACGAGCACACAAUACGAGAAGACGUAUGCGACAGAUGCAAAACGCAAUGUCAGCGAUUAAGGUACGACACAACGGGCACAGGUUGAGAGCGGGCUGCUUCCAAAUUGCACAACCAUUACAGAAUUCGGAGUUUCAGGCGGCUGGAAUGGCAACUGGUGAUCCUGUGAAAGACGAUGAGGCUGUGCGCCAACACAUAAAAACUCAAAAUGCCAAAAAGGCAGAAGCUGCACGCCAAAGGUGAGCAUUCCACCAGACAAUUGCUUACAAGCAUUUCACGUUUCAGAUAUCACCGCAUGAAUGACGACGAGAAACGUGUUUACAAUCAGAGGCGCACUGAAGCAUUCCGUCGAAGGCGCAUGGAAGAAGAGAUGCUUUUGGCCAUGCCCAUAGGACGUAUUAAUGGAGAAGCUUUGGACAGGGCUCAGCAAAUUGUCGUUAGAAACGCAAAGAGAGCUGAAGCGGCACGUCUGCGUUAUCAAAGGAUGACUCCAGAUCAGAGAAAGGUAAGAGAAACGACAUGAGAUUUUCAAUUAUUUGAAAAAUUGCUUCAAUACACUAAAUGUAUCCCUCUUAUCCUUUGGUGCUUUCAAAGCUCUGUUGCAAAAUCAUUUUCAAUAGCUAUCUCAGGCCUGGGCGAGCGAUCUGCUUCCCGCUGCCUGAGAAAUUGCUUAGCGAAAAAACGGGGAGGGGGAAGAAAUACCACUUGCGCGGAAGAAGAGAGAAGCGCAGACGGUAGAUAGGUAAAAUCAUAUCAUCAAAUUUAUUUCAAUACGCUUCUAACCUUUCGUCUGCGCCUCUCUCUUCUACCACGCAGAUAGUAUUUCCCUGGCCCCCAGAUUUUUUUGCGUUGGCCAGAUUUUUCUCUGCUUCAAGCACUAAUCCGCCCAGGCCUGCCCGGAGAUAGCAGCUAUAUCCGGGGCCAAGUUUUUGCUACGCGAAAUACUUUUCAGUUGUUUCUCUGGGAACUCGAUCGCAAUCUAAUUAGAAAACUUCGCAAUCUAAUACGAACUCGUUUGAAAUAGAAUUUGCUUCAAUUAGAUUGCAAAAUCUUCUAAUUAGAUUGCAAUCACUGAAAUUUUUCUAAUUAGAUUGCAAUGUUUUCUAAUUAGAUUGCAAUUUUUUCUUAUUAGAUUGCAAUUCAGGAAAAAUAUAUUGCAAUCUAAUAAGAUUUCACUGAAACUUCAAUCAAAUCUUAUUAGAUUGCGAAAUAGAGCUUUUUCUUAUUAGAUUGCAAACUUUUCUAAUUAGAUUGCAAUCGAGUUUCCAGAGUUUUCACCGGAAAGAUAAUCUAAUUUUCUUAUUGUUCUUUUCGCGACAAAAAAACGGGGCUCUUGCACUGGAACACGGAUAUUUUCUCGGCCACAUGGCCCACAUGCAAGGAAAUACAACGUAGAAGUGCCACUUACCGAAUUUUUAACUCUUUUUCAAAGCUUAUCGCAUUUCAGUCUUAUGAGAGCCGGAUUUUUGAUUUCACGCAAAAAAUCGCCUGGGACUGGAAAAAGACGAGGCUACGUCGAACCAGAACUGUCCCGAAUCAGAACUGUGCCCCGGAUCACAACUGUCCCGUAUCAGAACUUUCUAGUCCCGUAGUAAAAACAAAGUUUUUCAACAGAGCGUAGUGAAAUGCUAUCAUAAUAGUUGUAACUGUAAAUAAAUAAUUAGUGUAUAUCAAAUUUAGUGUGGUGACCGAUAAUAUCUAGCUAAAUUUAAAAAAUUUAUUUAGGCUCUACAAAAUGAACAUAUUGUUUAAGUGAAAUUCAAUAGAACAUUCCGUUAAAUUCAGGGCUGGGCAGCCAAUUGCCCAGCCCUGGUUAAAUUUGUUCACAACUAGGGCAUUGGGAACAUGAACCCCCGCUUUAAACAUCAGUUAAAAAAUAUAUUCAUUUUUACUACACGACACCAGAGUUGAGCGGAAUUCCGUUUGCCGUCUUCCGUCUUCCGUCUUCCGUGGAUUUUUUUGUUCCGUCUUCCGUGGAUUUUUUUUGUUCCGUCUUCCGUCUGCCGUCUUCCGUGAGAAAAAUUUUCUUCCGUAUUCCGUUUUUCGUGUUCCGUUAAAAAAAAUAUUCCUCCGUCUGCCGUCUGCCGUCUUCCGGAUUUCAAAAUUCCAUUUCCGCUCAACUCUGCACGACACCUUUAAAACAACUCACGGCACCCUAUUAUCGCGGUAUUCCUCUGCAGUCGCGCUCUGUUCGCAAUCUGGCCGAAUUUCUUGGCCGCGAAGUAAUUUUCGACUGAAGAUGUCCUAACUUUUCAAACUCGGCCCCGAGGUCACUCAAUUUGCACUUCAAACAGUGUUUCUCAACAGAGAGCGAUUGCAGUGAAAGACCGCCAUAAUACCAUAGAAGUAGGAAUUAUCUUGUGGAACCAUACCGUAUUUCCGCCCUGAUUACUUUUAAAUCAACUGAAAAAGAAGUUUUCAGUCGUGUUCGGUCAGACGUUUUUCUAAGGAACCUGUUCUCUAGAUGACGCUCUAUCGAAUAAUCACAAGCUGCACCCACAAAACCUAAUCUUCGAGGAGGAGAUCGUCUCGAAAGUUAUAACUGAGAAAAUUAACUGAGUUUCAGAUAUUUUGAUUUUACAAGAGAACUAUAUAAGUAGUUUAGCUAUAGAUACAUAAUUUUUUCUCAAGAGCUAAAAGCGCAGUGUGUUAGGAUUAUUUCAAGAGCUCGAGUGCCAUUUUCAGUUAACUGUAUGAGGAGACCUCGUUUGAAGUCUACUGACCUAAUUUUUUCCAUCUAAAAACUUUUUUUUUGUCACCUUGUUAUAUUCAUUCGAUAUAGUUCCAUCUGGAGAACAGGUUUUUGAGCAUCAAUGCUCAGAAAUGUUCGAGUUCUGACCGAGUACGGCUGAAAAAAUAGGCUCUCAGUCGAUUUUGAAAGGUAACUAGAGGGCAAUAGUUGCGAAUAAAAUGGCAUUUCACUGCAAUCGCGCUCUGUUGAUAAACUCUUUUGCAGUGCAAACUACAGUGAGGGGGCCGAGUUUGAAGAAAAAUGAAACAUUUGGGCGACAUUGAAAAACAUCCAUUAAAAAACAAUGAAAAACAAUUAAUUCGAUGCAGAAAAACUCGGCCACCGAUUUAGAGCGCGAUUGCAGAGAUAAGCUCCUUCUAUAUUAUACUCUGGCAAUUCGAUAUUAAUCUAAUUAGAAAGUUACUGAUCUAAACGCGACCUAAUUAGAUUCGACUGUUUUUUCUUGGCGCAAUCAAGAUUUGAGCCAGCAGACGGUUGGCGUGAAACUUGAUUUGAGCACUUAUUAAUCUAAUUAGAAGAUUUAUUAAUCUAGCUAGACAAUUUAUUAAUCUAAUUAGGUGUCAUAUCAAUCUUAUUAGGCCGCCGUUAGAUUAAUAACGAAAUGCCAGAGUAGGGCCACCGCACAGAAAUGGCGCUCUGUUGAGAAGCUCUUUUUGCAGUGCAAAUUGAGCGACCUCGGGGUCGAGUUUGAAAAGUUAGGCCACAUUUUCAGUGGAAAAUUACUUCGCGGCCUAGAAAUUCGGCCAGAUUGCGAACAGCGCGCCCUUUCUGUCCGGUGCCCCUAUAAUAAUAGAGAAUAUUUUAUUAUAUUUUGUUAUAAAGGCUUUUCACUGUCCUCUCAGUUGAAAAACUAGUUCUGCAGAGUAAAUUGUAACUAUCUCGGGGCUGAUUUUUUUUUCGCGAAAAAAAAGCUAAAAUGUUACUGAGCAGACUUGUGUAACGUCUGCGCCAAUCUUACGCAACUUUAGCUGGCAAGUUGCACUGAAGCUCCGUAAAGUCUGCGCAAAAGUUGCAUAAAAUUUGUUUCCCGAAAUAGCAACUUCUGCGCAGACUUUAUAAUAGGGCCACCGCACAGAAAUGGCGCUCUGUUGAGAAGCUCUUUUUGCAGUGCAAAUUGAGCGACCUCGGGGCCGAGUUUGAAAAGUUAGGCCACGUUUUCAGUGGAAAAUUACUUCGCGGCCUAGAAAUUCGGUCAAAUUGCGGACAGAGCGCCAUUUCUGUGAGAUAACCCUAUAAUAAGCAACUUUUGCGCAAACUCUACGCAGCCAACUCGCCAGCUAAAGCUGCGUAAUCUUUCCGCAAAAGUUACAGAGGCUUGACGAGUAGGUCAUUUUUCCAGUAAAAAACAAGUAAUAUAUUAUUUCGCAGCGAAAAAACUCGGUCCUGAGAACACUACCCUAAAUGGUUUCGCAACAGAGUAAACUAAAUUCGUCGCUAUUGCCUUUCGGUGUUUUCAGACUCAAGCCAAGCCAAAAUUUCAAAAAUUAAACAUUAGUCUGAAAAAAAUCACAUUUUUUUGAUAAUACCAUCCUUGUCGUUCAUGUGCUUGUAAAAUUAUUCUCGGGUUUGCUUGUUUUGUCCGUCGCCCGUUUUUGGGGUUUUCAGUAAAUUUAAUAUGACGGAGAAAUUCAGAAAUUAUUACUUGCACUUUCAAACAAGCGGCAAAACCACACCCGAACUUGCGCUCGACCAGAGCAACUAGUUCAGGUUCCGAAAGUCUGUGUGAAUAUAAAAUAAAUCUUUUGAAAAGUUCGUGUAGGCAAUUCUUGUGAGGCGUAAAAUAAAAAGUUUCAUUAAUGUCAUCCAAGAUCUUUAGUAAAGAAAUUUAGAUCGCGAAACAAGAACCCAAAGAUGAUUCUUGGCUGGAUAGCCCAACUCAACUCGAAGAUCUGGGAGACGUUAGUGAAACUUUUUUUUAUAACAUUUUUCUUGUCUUGUGUGAAUGUGUGAACAUGAAAAUAAGUUUAAGAACGUGUCCACUCGCUCGCUAGCUAUAGUUUUGCUUGCUUUAUCUCAAAUUGCUCAUUACAGUCGUACAAUCAAAAACGUUACACCCCCAAACGAAGGAGGAACGAUCUUGAAGACAUGAUGGCUGCAGGGCAAAUGGCUGUCGGAUCGUCAGGAACUAUUGCAAUGGGAAGCGGAACGCCGGCUAAAAAAGACGAUAUGGAUGCUUUAUCAACAUUGGAGCGGGAUGUUGUGAAACGAACUCAGCAUGCACAGCAAAUUUUGCUAAGACAACGUGCGAACCAGGCAUCGACGCCUAGAUCUGUGACUCCUCCACAGCAAGCAUAUAUCAUUCAACAAUCAAACAGUCAACAGUCGCAGUCACAUUUGAACAAUCAACAACUGAAUCUGGCUGGUAAUUCUGGAAACAGUGGAAUAAAUCACCAAGUGCUGCACGGUGUGCAACACAUGUCACAGCCGCAGAUUCAGGUGUCUCACCAGGUAACAGUUAUCUUUAAUGAUAAUUAACUCGAGCACUCGAGUAAUUUUACUUUUUCAGGCAUCUUCCAAUACCAUUCCACAGAAUAUUUAUACUAGUGGGAUGCUGAUACAGAAUCAACAAUCUCAACAGUCUCAAUCGCAACAGCCACAGCAGCAGCAACAACAACAACAACAGCAAAUAUUGAACCCCUACAGAACAUGA